AUGCUCGUGUCUCCUACUCCUUUUUCUUCAAAAAAACUGAGCCCGUGGCUGGCUGGGCGGGCCGCGCGUGAAAUGGGGAAAAAGGUAAGCCGACGAACGAACGGAGACAAAAAAAAAAACCACUACCACGAUGGCUCUAAAGAAAAAAAUUUUUUUCGCUUCCCACCCACCUUAACCCCGCUUCACACCCGCGCCUCAUACCCGCGCUCUGGAGUCAUCGUGUACGUAAGUAGAUCCAUCAUUGUCGGCUAUUUUCGUAUUUCGGAACACUGGAAGCUUGGAGGCCCCAGGAGUGUUAAUAAGGGACAAUGGGUCAUGAAUGGCCCAGAAUUCUGUAAUUCGAGGCAAGCGGCUAUUUCGACUCGAAUUAACAACAAAGCUUGGUGCGUGGUUAGAAACUUUCGGUCUCGACAACACCAUUACCCGCCGAAGGUUCUUCAUUCACUUGUGGGACGUGUUCUGAUUGUGCUCAAAGGAAAAGGAAAGCUAUUUAAGAGAUUCGAUUCGAUUUUGAGGGAUCCUUGA
This is a messenger RNA of Lachancea mirantina, 525 nucleotides long. The record is from the annotation of a GenBank genome assembly. NCBI's taxonomy places the organism in Eukaryota, Fungi, Ascomycota, Saccharomycetes, Saccharomycetales, Saccharomycetaceae.